AUGGGCCGCAUCGUCGUGACCGGAGGCUCCGGAAAGGCUGGUCAGUUCGUGAUCGCCGAGCUCCUCAAACAUGGCCAUAUGGUCCUCAACCUGGAUCUGGCCCCCAUGGACCAUCCGCAGGUCUACACCUUGAAAACAGACCUUGCAGACAGCGGCCAAGUCUUCAACGCCCUGUCCGGCCAAUGGUCCCUCCGUGAGCCCUUCCCAGAAGGACUCCCGCCUCGUCCAGAUGCUGUCGUCCACCUCGCCGGCUACGCUCGCAACAUGCUCGUCCCCGACAACGAGACCUUCCGCUCUAACACACAAGGCACCUACAACAUCAUCGAGGCAGCGUGCAAGCUGGGGAUUCGAAAAAUCGUGCUCGCGUCCAGCGUCACCGUCUACGGAGUCUCUUUUGCUCAAGGUGAUGCCAAUUUCCCUUCAUUCCCCAUCCACGAGGAUCUGGAUGUGAACCCGACGGAUACGUACGCAAUUGCAAAGCUCUGCAAUGAGCGCAUCGGGCGUGGGUUUGCCUCGCGCUUCAAUGCGGACAUUUAUAGUCUGCGCAUUGGCCGGGUCAUCGAACCGGAGGAGUACGACGGAGAGAUCUUUUACAGCUAUGUGCAUGAACCAUUGUUGUGGAAAGUGCAUGGGUGGUCAUACAUCGAUGCUCGGGACUUGGGGGGUAUGUGCGAGGCUGCGCUGAGGACGGAUGGACUGGGAUUCCAGGUCUUCAACGCCACCAAUGAUCACAUCACCAAUUUGAGUCCUACGAGGGAGUUUUUGAGCAAGCAAUUCCCGCAUAUCCCCAUCACUCGAGAUCUGGAGGAGUUUGAGGCCCCAUUCUCGAAUGCAAAGAUCAAGUCUAUGCUUGGGUUUGAGGAACAACAUCCCUGGAAGAAGUACUUUAGCAAGUGGGAGAAAAAACAGAAACAGAUGGCUGUGUAG
Molecule: messenger RNA, 927 nt
Organism: Penicillium olsonii
Lineage: Eukaryota; Fungi; Ascomycota; Eurotiomycetes; Eurotiales; Aspergillaceae
Source: the annotation of a GenBank genome assembly